Messenger RNA from Nematolebias whitei (Rio pearlfish), 977 nucleotides. Its product is annotated as ribonucleoside-diphosphate reductase subunit M2-like. The record is from RefSeq and is a predicted model, not a curated record. Gene Ontology annotation, biological process: deoxyribonucleotide biosynthetic process. Gene Ontology annotation, molecular function: ribonucleoside-diphosphate reductase activity, thioredoxin disulfide as acceptor. NCBI's taxonomy places the organism in Eukaryota, Metazoa, Chordata, Actinopteri, Cyprinodontiformes, Rivulidae. Gene Ontology annotation, cellular component: cytosol.
AUGAACAUCAGCAACGAACCUUUGUUUCAUCCCACCCCCGGUUGCUUCGUUCUUUUUCCUAUUCAGUAUGAUGACAUUUGGACGAUGUAUAAAAAGGCACAGGCCUGUUCCUGGACCGUCGAGGAGGUUGAUCUAUCCGAGGACUUAAAUCAUUGGAACGCUCUUAAGGAUGAAGAACACCACUUUAUAAAACACGUUCUUGCGUUCUUCGCUGCGAGCGAUGGGAUUGUAAAUGAAAAUUUGGCGAACCAUUUCAUGAAUGAGGUCCAGAUCGCAGAAGCUAGAUAUUUCUAUGGAUUUCAAAUCGCGAUGGAAAACGUACACUCAGAGAUGUACAGUCUGUUGAUACAAACUUACGUAAAGGACAUCGCCGAAAGUGCGCAACUCUUGAACGCGAUUGAGACGAUGAAUUGUGUGACGAAAAAAGCGGAGUGGGCGCUGCGAUGGAUACACGACACAGAAGCCACUUAUGGCGAACGAGUCGUGGCGUUCGCUGCCGUAGAGGGAAUCUUCUUCUCGGGCUCGUUCGCUGCUAUAUUCUGGCAGAAGAAAAGAGGUCUUAUGCCCGGGCUGUUGUUCAGUAAUGAACUGAUCAGCAGAGACGAGGGCUUACACUGCGAUUUCGCUUGUCUGAUGUUCAAGCACAUAAGGAACAAACCCACGCAGGACAUCGUUCGCGAUGCCGUGCGGAUUGAACAGGAGUUUCUGACCGAGGCGCUACCCGUGAAGUUGAUCGGUAUGAACUGUGAGAUGAUGGCACGAUACAUAAAAUACGUGGCCGACAGAUUGCUCGCAGAGCUGGGGUUCGCGAAGAUGUACAAGUCGCAAAACCCCUUCGAUUUCAUGGAAUUCAUAUCCUUGGAGGGCAAGACGAACUUCUUCGAGAAACGAGUAGGAGAAUACCAGAAACAAGGUUUAAUGGCAAAGAACAACGGACACUCGUUUGUACUCGAUGCCGACUUUUGAUCGUGAGCUGA